UUCUCUGUCAAUAAAUCAGUAAACACAAAUGGGAAAGAAGAGUGUUCCAGAAUCUGCAACAUUAUUCACUUCAUAAGACACAUCUAUAUAUUGAUCACAGACUUACACCUUAACACUCAUAAAGAAGAGAACAGACAACGAGGCGGUCACUAGAAGUAAUAAUCAUUGUCAUUCUCCAUUUACCCCUUAUACAAGAAAGUUAGCACUAACCAAAGAUGAAGCAAAUCUAUCUUCCUAUGUUGGGUCUUUUCUUUAUAACUCUGUUCCUCGGAAAGAUCAACACAACUGAAGGAUCCUUGCCAUCUGCAUUCGAAACUCCGGGAAGUCUACUAGCCGAUCUCUGGCGAGAUCGGUUUCCUGAUCCUUUCAGAGUCUUGGAGCAAAUCCCAUUAGGUCUCGAGAGGGAUCAGAGCGUGGCUCUGUCUCCCGUGCGAGUGGACUGGAAAGAAACACCAGAAGAGCAUGUCAUAAGGCUCGAUGUACCAGGAAUGAAGAAGGAUGAGGUGAAGAUAGAAGUAGUGGAGAACCGAGUUGUUCGAGUAAGCGGUGAGAGGAAAAGAGAGGAGGAGAAAGAAGGAGAUCAUUGGCAUAGAGUGGAGAGGUUACAUGGCAAGUUCUGGAGACAGUUUAGGAUGCCUGAUAAUGUGGAUUUGGACUCUAUCAAGGCCAAGGUUGAUAACGGAGUUCUCACCAUUACCAUCAACAAGCUUUCCCCAGACAAAGUUAAGGGUCCAAGGGUUGUUGACAUUGUGUUCAAAGAGGAUCAAACUGGCAAACUCAGUUCUGCUUAGUCGUGUCAACGAACUCAUGUUGAAU
Molecule: messenger RNA, 816 nt
Organism: Capsella rubella
Lineage: Eukaryota; Viridiplantae; Streptophyta; Magnoliopsida; Brassicales; Brassicaceae
Product: 22.0 kDa heat shock protein
Exons: 1
Coding region: 216-791 (191 amino acids)
Biological process (GO): protein complex oligomerization; response to salt stress; protein folding
Source: RefSeq, a predicted model, not a curated record